AUGGAAGAAGUACCAAGAGGGGUAAAGAAUCCGGAAAUAACCACAAAAUUUGCUGGAGAAGUUGGAGAAUCAACUACUGAACAUGUUGCUCGAUAUUUGGUCGAGAUCGGGAAUUUAGCUAAUGAUGAAAAUUUAAAAAUAAAAAUUUUCCCUUCGUCAUUAACGAAGAAUGCAUUUACUUGGUUCUCGAAUCUUAGACCAAAUUUGAUCACAACAUCGAAUCAGUUAGAAACUGCUUUUCACGCUCAAUUUUAUCGAGGUGAAAUGAAUGUAGCAGUUACUGAUUUGGUGGCUUUGAAACGUGAAGAUAGUAAAACCAUUGAUGAUUAUUCAAUACGUUUCAAAAACGCUAGAAGUAGAUGCUAUGUGUCAUUACCUGAGAAUGAGAUAGUGAAAAUAGCAACUAUGGGGUUGGGAUUCUAUAUGCGUAGAAAACUACUUAAUGUGCAUAUUCCCGAUUUAGCCUAUCUGGCUGAAAAAGUUCGACAGACUGAACUUAUGAAAAAAGAAAAAGAAAAAUAUAGGAGUGAACAGAGGUCGAAGAGUAAACCAUUUACUCGUAAAGAAAAGGUGGCAUAUGUAACUAUGGAAUCCUCAGAAGAGGAAUUCGACUUCGAAACAGAAGUCGAUUUGGCUGAACUUAAGAAAGGUCCUCCAUAUAUUUGCUCUUUACUGAAAAAACUUCCUAGUAAUGAAAAGUCGAAUGAUUCAAAACUUAAAAGUGGAAAGAAGUAUAGUUUUGAUAUCUCAAAAUCUAAUCAGAUUUUCGACGUAUUGCUUAAGGAUAAAUAA
This is a messenger RNA of Arachis ipaensis, 792 nucleotides long. RefSeq lists its product as uncharacterized. The record is from RefSeq and is a predicted model, not a curated record. NCBI's taxonomy places the organism in Eukaryota, Viridiplantae, Streptophyta, Magnoliopsida, Fabales, Fabaceae.